AUGUUACCAAAUUUGAGAGGGCCAACGAGUUAUUUAUUGGCUUUAACUGCUUUCUUUGAAAUUCUCCAUCAAUCAUGCCAUCUUGUUUUUCUUGUUGUUGCUGUUAGUGGAAUUAAUUUUAUUAAUUAUUCCACAGCUUUAAUAUUUCAAUUACAUUCAAUUUUUGGUUUAACAGCAGCACAAACAGCAAUUUGCUCUACAGCUUUUGACCGUCUUCUCGCUGUUUCAUUUCCAAUGAAAUAUGAUCAAAUAAAAAUUCGCCCUUAUUUGUUUGUCCACACAUUGUUAGCUUUUUCUAGUGGAAUUUGGAUGUCAAUAAAUGCUAUUUUGUUUGCAAAUAAAUAUCCAUUAAUUAAAGUUACGGGAAAUAUGAGUGACCUUUUAAUUUUGGAUAUGCAUAUCCUCCAUUUAUUUAUGAUGUCCCUUUGUUCAUUAAAUGUUAUAAUUUAUUUACUUGUUUGGAUAGUUGUUUGUUUCCAUCAAUCAAGUAAUUUAAAUUUAAAUUUAAAAUUAAAUUUUAUUUAA
Molecule: messenger RNA, 525 nt
Organism: Meloidogyne enterolobii
Lineage: Eukaryota; Metazoa; Nematoda; Chromadorea; Rhabditida; Meloidogynidae
Source: the annotation of a GenBank genome assembly